This is a messenger RNA of Dipodomys ordii (Ord's kangaroo rat), 2292 nucleotides long. It is a transcript of the gene Tp53i11, whose product is annotated as tumor protein p53 inducible protein 11. The coding region runs from base 70 to 639 and encodes 189 amino acids. The transcript has 7 exons. NCBI's taxonomy places the organism in Eukaryota, Metazoa, Chordata, Mammalia, Rodentia, Heteromyidae. The record is from RefSeq and is a predicted model, not a curated record.
AUUGUGCCAGCCGAGGACAUUUCCAUCUCCAGCACCCAGCACACAGUAGAGGCCGGGCUCAAGGGCACCAUGGCCGCCAAGCAGCCCCCGCCCCUCAUGAAGAAACACAGCCAGACGGACCUUGUGAGCCGCCUGAAGACCAGGAAGAUCCUGGGCGUGGGCGGGGAGGAUGACGAUGGAGAGGUGCAUCGUUCAAAGAUCAGCCAGGUCUUGGGAAAUGAGAUCAAGUUUGCUGUCCGGGAGCCUCUGGGGCUCAGGGUCUGGCAGUUCCUCUCCGCUGCACUCUUCUCCGGCAUCGCCGUCAUGGCCCUGGCCUUCCCCGAUCAGCUCUAUGAUGCCAUCUUUGAUGGAGCUGAAAUCACCAGCAAGACCCCCAUCCGUCUCUACGGCGGCGCGCUCCUCAGCAUCUCCCUGAUCAUGUGGAAUGCACUCUACACAGCCGAGAAGGUCAUCAUUCGGUGGACACUGCUCACAGAGGCUUGCUACUUUGGGGUGCAAUUCCUGGUGGUCACUGCCACGGUCGCCGAGACAGGCCUCAUGUCUUUGGGAACCCUGCUGCUUCUGGCCAGCCGCCUCAUUUUCGUCGCAGUCAGCAUUUACUACUAUUACCAAGUGGGCCGGAAACCCAAGAAAGUCUAGCAGGGCGGGGAUCUGCCUGCGGCCCGGCCAGGGUGGCUCCAGGGCCUUUGGCCUCUUUUGGCUUCCUGAAAGGUCAGAGGCUCUGCCCCCAGCCAGCCCCAGUCAGGUGGGCCUCCCUCUUUCUGCUGGUUUGGAGACAGGUGGCUGCACCCCAUUCUUUGCCCUGUGCAGGAUCCCGGCCCCCAUUUGCUGGGCUCUCUGGGCCUCCCUACCCCCUGAAAGCUGCUGAGUGGCUAGCAGUGUCCUCGGAGUGGGCUGAGCCGAGGCCCAGGCCUCCUCUGCCAGGAAGCCCGCUGGACAGAGAGCUCCCGAGCCCCCUGCCCCCAGCCAGCCUGGAGCCGGAAUGGCUGAUCUUGGCUUCUUUCCAAGCCAGAAGUCUGAGAAUCUGACCUUGUGCCCCAGCCAGGGGCCCUGUGCACCCCAUGCACACAUGUGCGUGCGACACACACACACACACACACCCCUUCCCAUGGCCACUGAGGGCUGACAGGCAGGCAGAGGCCAUGUUUUGGAGCCUGAGCCUCCUUUGGCCUUCCUGUGAGGAUUACCACCCAUGGCCUGCACACCUGUGCUCUCCCAGGCCCUGGCUGUGGGGCACCCUGCUGGGGGCGGGCUGCCCUCCCUUAGGCCUUUGACCCUUCCCUAACCUGGCCCCUGGCACGUGGAUGUGGAGAGCCCCAGCGGGAAGCUGUGUAGGAGUGAGGGACUCAGAGGGGAGCAGGGGGGGAGCAAUGGCUGUCCCUUUGCCCGCCCCCCCCAGCAUGUCCUCCAAGGCUGUCAGCCCUUCCUGCCCUCCUUCCUCAGGGGGAGUCUAGUCUCUGGACCCCCUAGGCUGCCCCACUGCCUCUUGGGUAGGCUUUGUGCAGAAGUAGUUGGGACCAGUCCCCUCCGGUCACUCCCCUGUCCCAGGGACACCCAGAGGCUGGCAGUGAGCUCGGAGCUAAGGCUCCCAGCCCGACUUGCAGGCCACCAGCUGCUGUGCAAGACUCACCCUCGCACCUCCUCCCUUACAGCACUGGAGAGGAAUAGUGUGGGGUCAGGCAUGUGAGGCAGUGCGCAGGUCAGGCUAGCCAUUCCCUGCCAAGCACAAGGGACCCGCACUGUGAAGGAAAGCCUGCUUUUUGCUGCCAUCUGGCUCUUGCCCCUGAGCCCCCGGCAGGCCAAGCCCAUGGCCUGUGAUGGCACUGGGGAGGGAUGCCUGUAUCCCCACCCCAGCCAUGUCUGCCUGUCUCCACUGGCUGCUCCUAGGCAGGGGGCAGUGCCUUGUCCUCCCCUAGCGGGCAUGCGGUGGACUCCCCGGGGGUCAGGCAGGAGGCGGAGAGCUGCAGCUGGGCCUUGGCACCUGGCAGUGCAGGCCAAGCCACUCAGUGUGGAUGGGGUAGAGGCUGGCCUCAGCUGGGUGGCCAGGCUACUCGGGGACAGAGCUGUCAGAUGGCGUUUGGCAGGCAGAUGUGCAGCUUGUGGGGGUCAGUUAGGGAAGGCACAGGAGUUGGGGAGCCCCGGGUACCCCUCCACAAAGCCCCUCGUGCCCUCUCCCACCUUGGCUCAGCUCCAUCCACAAAGCAAGGCCACCUUUGUUCACGGUCACUCUAUUUAUUCCUCGUUCCUUUUUCUUUUUGUAAGAAACAGUCAUAAAAACCAGUGCAAAACCAU